Messenger RNA from Penaeus vannamei (Pacific white shrimp), 962 nucleotides. NCBI's taxonomy places the organism in Eukaryota, Metazoa, Arthropoda, Malacostraca, Decapoda, Penaeidae. The record is from RefSeq and is a predicted model, not a curated record.
GCCUGGAUCACUGCUGGUACACUGCAGUCGAUAUGCAGCUUCUCCUGAUUCUCCCUCUGUUGCUGCUGCCUCUCGGUCUCCACCGCGUCGCAGGCCUCUGCUGGCUGGGCGCGGUGAGCCUCGGGUCCAUCCUCACGCCCAUGAGCAUCAUCCUGGUGCACGACCUCCCCCCGGUGCCGCUCCACGUCAUGUCAGAAUCCAAGAAAUUCGAGUAUAUGUGGAGAGUCUACUUGACCCCUUGGUGCCGCGCAGGGCCGUGGCUGGCCGGGGUCUGGACGGCACUGGCACUCUACGACCGGGCGUUGGCCAAGGUCAAGAUCCCCAAGCUGGCGGUGUUCCUGGGCUACCUCGCCGCCAUCUCCCUGGGGCUAGGACUCGUGCUAGGACUCUACCCUUACAACCACGUGAUGCCCGACAAGUCCUACGUCGACAAUCCAGCGAUGUCGGCCGCUUACGGAGCGCUCGCGAGGCCGGUCUGGGGGCUGUGCGUGGCGUGGGUGGUGUUCACGUGUCACACCGGAAACGCAGGUGUGGUGAACAAGGUCCUUUCGUACCCUGGCUGGAGACCCCUCGGCCGCCUUACCUUUACCAUGUACUUGACGGUCCCCCUUGUGCAACUCUGGUGGUCGUCUGUACAGUUCCAGCCUGUUUACUACAACUACUUAGAAAAGCUGUUCCAGUCGGCAGGCGUGGCUUUCAUCGCAGGAGUCGUCGCCAUCCUUCUCUCGUGCCUGGUGGAGCUGCCUCUUAGGACGGUCCUGGAUGCGCUGCUGCCUUCUGAGGCUAAAAAACAGGAGGAUCGAAUCAAGCCGCAGAAGCGAGAUCCUGAAAGCGGCAAAUUCCUAUCAACUUCCAUGAUGUGAGGCGAGAAGGAGGACGACGAGGAGGAAGAAGAGGAAGAGGAGGAGGAGAAGAACGGGGAGGAGGAAGAAAUGGAGUGAGAGGACGAGGAGGACGAUGAG